AACACAGCAGUGCUUAGGGCUGUUCGAUAUAACGAUAUAUAUCGGAUGACGAUAUAAAAACGUCUAUCGUUUCAUUUUAUGCUAUCGUUUGUUUCGUGGUGUCGCAAAAUAAACUGUUUAAGGCAAUAUUUUUACAUCGUUUUGAUGGUUACUGUAGUGGCUAUAUUAAUUUCUUAAAGUUCUCUGUCUUUUCAUGGAUGCCUGGAUGUUAAACUUAAUUGUUACACCUGGUAAAGCAGCAACACUGAUCAUUUUAUUAAAGAUGAAAGAAUUUAGACAGUUUUUUAGUCUGUGUUCGUUUGACUUUGGGACCUGAAGUGGACAGAGUUUUGGACCCAGAUUACUCUGCGAAGCUCCUCACUACGGCAGCCAUAAUGCUCUGACAAUCCAUCAAGCAGUGCGGCUUACCAAAGUUGUACUAAAACAUUUGUUAACAGAUUUCUGCACGCCCAAAUCGGUUAAAGGUCAGUAAGCACAACCAGAAUUCAUACAUAAGGCACACUCUCGAUUUUUAAGAAAAUUAAAGGAUUUUAAGUGUGCCUUAUAGUGUGGAAAAUACGUUAUACAGAAGAAAAGAAUAUAUCACGAUAUAUAUCAUUACCGCAUGUGCUUCAAAUUAUACCGCGAUAUGGAUUUUAGGCCAUAUUGCCCAGCCCUACAACACGGUCAACAAUUUACUUACUCCAUGCAGGAGAGCCAACACACAUCAAAUGUCACAGUUCACAAUCAUGAGAGCUCUAACCUUGGCAGCGUCCCUUUUAUACCCUCACACAAAACUCUCUGUAUCUUUCAGUUACCACAGGGUUUUGUCCCACUGGCUGCUAUCUUUCCCCAGGAACCUCCUGCACUUGUCUUCUUGGGAGUUUUGUCCUGCAACAGUUAGCAGGGAUAAAAUACAUAUCUGCAAUUUUUGUGUCCCAGCUGAGUAACAGGAGGAGGAGAGUCUGGUGGAGCAGCAGAGAAACAAUUUCAGCCAUUUGGACUCAGCUCAGCCACUACAGAGGAAACAAUGACUUCAACACAAAAGGACCAACAUGUAAUGAGAAGUCAGCGCUCUCAGGAGACCGACAAACCUUACCGAAAAAAGGGGCAGAAAAAAUACAGCUGUGAUGAGUGUGGAAAGGAUUUUACCCUUCUUGGAAACUUUAAAGCACACCAACUCGUCCACAGUGGAGUUAAAGCAUACAGCUGUGACUUGUGUGGAAAGUCUUUUGCCCGGGCUGGAACCUUGAAAAAACACAAAGUCAUCCACAGUGGAGUUAAAGCAUACCGCUGUGAUGAGUGUGGAAAGUCUUUUACCCAGCUUGGUCACUUAAAACAACACCAACUUAUCCACAGUGGAGUUAAAGCAUACAGAUGUAACUUGUGUGGAAAUUCUUUUACCCGGGCUGGAACCUUAAGAAAACACCAAGUCAUCCACAGUGGAGUUAAAGCGUACAGCUGUGACUUGUGUGAAAAAUCUUUUAUCGAUGCUGGAAGCUUAAAAAAACACAAACUCACCCACAGUGGAUUUAAAGCAUACCACUGUGACUUGUGUGGAAAAUCUUUUACUCAGGCUGACAACUUAAAAACACACCAAGUCAUCCACAGUGGAGUUAAACCAUACAUUUGUGACUUGUGUGGAAAAUCCUUUGCUCAUCCUAGAAGCUUAAAAAUACAUCAACUUAUCCACAGUGGAGUUAAAGCACACAGCUGUGAUCAGUGUGGUAAAACGUUUGCUCACAGUUGCAACUUACGACGUCAUCAAGAUACCCACUCUGGAAUUAAGGCAAAUAGCUGUGACAAUUGUGGUAAAACCUUUAGUAGUAUGAGUUACCUAAAAAGACACCUACGCAUUCACACUGGACAUGAUGUUUACUGCUGUGAUCAGUGUGGGAAAGUCUUUACAACAGCCACACAGUUACGUCACCAUACAUUUACCCACACUGAAGAGAGACCUUAUAAAUGUGACCUGUGUGAGAAGACUUUUAAAGCUCCACAUUCUCUGAAAGGGCACCAGCAGAUCCACACCAGAAGGAAACUCUAUAAGUGCAGUUACUGUGAGAAGCAGAGUGACACAGAUGGAUCCAGUUCUCAACCCUGUCGCCACUGUGGUGGUGGGAAAGAGUUUCGCUGUGACCUUUGUGGAAAUGCUUUCAGUAAUCGACAGAGUCUAAAUCGACAUCGGCGUAGACACACUGGAGACAAAAUGAACUACUGCAAAGAAUGCGGGAGAGGCUUCACCACAUCAAGUGAUUUAAAAUGCCAUGAACUCUACCAUAGUGGGGUUAAAAAGCACGUCUGUGACCAGUGUGGGUCAUCCUUCACCGCUGCAGGUGACCUUAAAAAGCAUAAGCGAAUCCACACAGGAGAGACACCAUAUAAGUGCAAACACUGUGACAGAAGCUUUUCAUAUGCAGCGAGCCGUAACCAACAUGAACUUACACACAUGGAAGAGAUAUUUAGCUGUGACCAGUGUGACAAGAGCUUUAGGAAUUUCACUUCAUACUCCAGACACAAACAAGCCCACGCUGCAAAUAAACAGUUUCACUGUUACCAAUGUGCCAAAGCAUUCACUUCAUUAUCUGCUCUGUGCAAACAUCAGCGUGAUCAUGCAGAACUGAAAUCACCAGAUCACAAAGAAUCUGAAGAGACAGAAAGAUCCUCUUCUGGUUUCAGGGUCAGACUUCAAAACCUUGAGAUCAGGCUCCACAGAGUUCAGAUGGAGUCUCCUGUAAAGAUUGUCAGCUGAUGUCACACUUGGAUCUGAUGAGGUAGCUCUGAUUUUUGGACCUGCAGUGAAUGUUAAAUUAAUGAAGCUGUAAGUAUAGAUAUGUACAUGAAGUUUAUUUUCCCUUGAGGGAAUUUUAAUGUUGUAAAUUUUCAUCCCUGAUACAUUUAAAUGUUUCUUCCCUUAGGAAACCGUAGUGUUUAGUAGUUGUACCUUUUGCUACAUUAUAGAAGUUAUAGGAAUGUGUUUUACCAAACUUGUAUUGUAUCAAAACUGCCCAUUUGAAUAUAUACAUCAGUUCUUUUCAUUUUAACUUUCUUCUUCUUUUCCAAAUAUAACUUGCUUUCUCUAUGUAUUCAGUUUAUGUAUUACUUCAGUUACAUUUUAAUCAUUUUUCAUAUUUAUUCUUCUGCUUUGGUAAUCCCUGCUCUUAAAUCUUUUUCUUUCAAAGCUUCAAAUAAUUUCUCACCAGUUGCUCCGAAAGCUUCCAAAAUGAACUAAAUCUAUCAACCGGCAUUCAAACAAUAACUACUAUUGAUUUUUUUUUUUUAAGUUAUUGCAUUUUAAUCCACAUGUUCUGCGGCUGUUUUUCCUGUAGAUUUGAAGUUUGCAUUACAAAAUCCUGAUACUGUUAAAGCAUUAGUUAUAUUUGAUGAAUUAUGUGUAAAGUUCUUAUUAAACAGUUUGGUGUCAAAAAUAAAGAACUUGUCUCACAACAA
Oreochromis niloticus (Nile tilapia) is the source of this 3429-nucleotide messenger RNA. Its product is annotated as zinc finger protein 729. Gene Ontology annotation, molecular function: DNA-binding transcription factor activity, RNA polymerase II-specific; RNA polymerase II cis-regulatory region sequence-specific DNA binding. The coding region runs from base 1010 to 2731 and encodes 573 amino acids. The record is from RefSeq and is a predicted model, not a curated record. NCBI's taxonomy places the organism in Eukaryota, Metazoa, Chordata, Actinopteri, Cichliformes, Cichlidae. The transcript has 4 exons. Gene Ontology annotation, biological process: regulation of DNA-templated transcription.